CGCGUCGGCGCUCAUAGCGCCAGCCAACAGGGACACGGAACGUAACGUAGCAUAGGAGAAGUUUCUCUAUAUACAGUGCCAGCUUGAGCCCUAAUGAAGUAGUUCAUACCAUUUGCCACAUAGGAGACGGAUCGAUUACGCGACAUAGGCCUAAUAUAGGGGAAAAACGCUUGUAUUGUUUUAGUGUAGCCUAUGGGAGCGUCUGAACAAAUAGAAAAAACUUACGCCGAAAGGAGGAAGUUAGUUAGCCGGAUUGGCUAGUUUAUUAGCAAAGCACAUUGAACGACUCCCGAGACGACAGUUUCAUCUGCCGACUGACUGCUGACUACUAAUCGCCACUUGUUCUGAGCAAGAUCGUUUUUCCCCUUCGAGUGCGAAGGGGAAUAAUAUGGAAACUGCCUUCUAUCAUGAUGAUGUGUUGAAUACUACUAGCGGAAUCACGAGUGUGCUCUCUUACUACAACAUGAUGAAGAAGGAUAUGAACCUAAAUCUGAGUGACCCAAGCUCCGACCUGAAGUCACCUCUUCGAGAAGCUGAUGGCAUCCUCAGCUCCACGGACCUCGGGCUCCUGAAGCUGGCUUCUCCUGAGCUGGAGCGACUUAUCAUUCAGUCAAACGGCAUGGUUACGACCACACCGUCGUCUCAAUUUCUGUUCCAGAAGUCUUUGAGUGACGAGCAGGAGUUCGCAGAGGGCUUCGUCAGGGCUUUGGAAGAUCUACAUAAACAGAACCAGCUGAAUGCGGGAGUGGAUGUGCCAACGAGCAGCCUAGAUCUGACGAGUAACACUGCACCCGUCACCAUUCAUCAUGAUCUACCCGUUUACACGAACCUGAACAGCUACGGUAGCGGCCCAUUGGGGACCACAGUCAAUUACUCUACGGACACUGUCCCUUUCCCACCACCCCCAUCACAUCAGCAGCACGCGCAUGCACAGCUCCCGUCCUUGAAGGAUGAACCGCAGAUCGUGCCGGACGUGCAGAGCUUUGGAGACAGCCCGCCUUUGUCGCCUAUCAACAUGGACACACAGGAGCGCAUAAAGGCGGAGAGGAAAAAGCUCCGCAACAGGAUCGCCGCGUCCAAGUGCAGAAAGCGGAAAUUGGAACGAAUUUCCAGACUGGAGGACAAAGUGAAAAUCCUGAAAACGCAAAAUACUGACCUGGCAUCCACAGCGAGUCUCCUUAGGGAGCAAGUGGCCCAACUGAAACAGAAGGUGAUGAAUCAUGUUAACAGUGGUUGCCAGUUACUACCGAAUCAAAUCCAGGCGUAUUAGAGGUGAUGCGACGGGUUUCGGUCCACAUAAGCUUUCGGACAGUUUACUGAUUGCCGAGGACUAUGCCUUUGAAGACACUAUUGAGUCACGCAGUUAUGUGUUAAUGAGGAUAUGUUUACAAUUUAUUUGAAAUCUGUUCAAAACUCACGUUCCUUCUCAGAAUUAAAAAAGAGCAAGUCACCUUUUUUAUAUUGUUUAACAUCAGCCUUGCUGAAUUACUAAACUGAGGGGUGGGGUGGGGGUGAGGGGUUGCAUGUUUUAGACAAACUCGAUGAAUACUGUCAAACUGCAGGGUGUCAUUGAGUGCAUGCCCUUAACGUUUAUUAUGCCUUAAAUGUUUACAAGCACUUAUGAACAGAUGACAAAUGUAUAUUUUCUUUAAAGUUACCUGCAGUGUCUUAUUUUAAUGUUUUCACUUUAAAUGUGAAGCAGUUAUGUGUGUAGUAAGCUUUUAUUUGCUCAGUUUAUUAAUGUCGUACUGUGUGUUGUCUCACAUUCCAGGUCUAUAUUUCUACUUGGUUAUUGUGUCCUAAAGUGUUCUCAAAUAAAUUUUGCUAAAUAAUUUCA
Molecule: messenger RNA, 1837 nt
Organism: Anguilla rostrata (American eel)
Lineage: Eukaryota; Metazoa; Chordata; Actinopteri; Anguilliformes; Anguillidae
Product: transcription factor JunD-like
Exons: 1
Coding region: 389-1270 (293 amino acids)
Biological process (GO): regulation of transcription by RNA polymerase II; regulation of cell population proliferation; regulation of cell cycle
Cellular component (GO): transcription regulator complex
Molecular function (GO): transcription factor binding; RNA polymerase II cis-regulatory region sequence-specific DNA binding; DNA-binding transcription factor activity, RNA polymerase II-specific
Source: RefSeq, a predicted model, not a curated record